CUUUGAAGCUCUCUUGGGAGUUUGAGACUAAAGAAGAAGAUGGCGAAGUGGUCGAUCGUUAAGAGAACAGUCCCGUAAAAAUCAAAACUUUGAAGCUCUCUGGGAGUUUAGAGAACUUAGGGAGAUGGCGAAGUGGUCGAUCGUUAGGAGAAUCCCCGUCUACGGAGGUUCGUUCACUUCUAUGAAACAUAUGGUGUUGGCUCCUGCUGAGUGCUCCUUCUCUGCGAUGCACUCUUUGAUAGACACGGGAGGGGAAGCCCUGAAGAAAACGGCUGAGAAUAGUGAUAGUGGUUCAAAGUUCGUUAGCAGAAUCGAUUACACGAGUCUUGUGGAGAAGUAUAGAAGAGAUGGGAACCUCUCUGCUGCAUACGACUUGUUACAGUCCUUGCAAGACAAGAACAUAUGGUUGCCUGUCCCGGUUUUCAAGAACCUUCUUGCAGCAGCGGGUGAGAAGAAAGAUACGAAGCUCUCUUGCAGAGCUUUUAAAAUGAUGUUGGUCCAAGCGGGUACGCCUUUGAAUUCAGAUUGUUAUCUCAACCUCGCCAGAGCCUUUAUUGACACCGAUGAUUGUGUACACUUGCUGAGCCUUCUCAAAGAAGUGUCGGAGGCUUCUCUUCCGUGUAGGUUAAUUGUAAUAAACAGAACCAUCCUUGCAUUUGCUGAGUUUCGACAGAUCCAUAAGGUGCUUAUGAUACUUGAGAAGAUGAGAGAGUGGGAAUGUAAGCCAGAUGUGAUCACUUACAACUCGGUUUUAGAUAUCUUGGGACGAGCUGGCUUGGUCAAUGAGAUGCUCAGUUUAUUGUCAUCGAUGAAGGAAGAUUGCGAUGUGUCUCUAAACAUCAUUACAUACAACACGGUGUUAAACGGGAUGAGGAAAGCUUGUAGGUUCGAUAUGUGUUUGGUGUUAUACGAAGAAAUGGUUCAGUGCGGGAUUGAGCCUGAUCUGCUUAGCUAUACAGCAGUGAUAGACAGUUUGGGUCGGUCAGGGAACACAAAGGAAGCAUUGAGGCUUUUCGAUGAGAUGAAACAGCGGGUGAUACGACCAUCCGUUUAUGUCUACAGAGCAUUAAUUGAUUGUCUGAAGAAGACAGGAGAGUUUAACAGGGCGUUGCAGCUUUCAGAUGAGCUGAAGAACACUUCAGCAUUAGAUUUGGCAGGUCCACAAGAUUUCAAACGGCACUUGAGACGCUAAGAAGCCUCUAGUUUUCAGUAGUUGUGUGUUUCACUUCGGUUAGGCAUAUGUAAUGAAAUCAGAACACAAUUUUGAUUGAUUUGAU
This is a messenger RNA of Brassica oleracea var. oleracea, 1277 nucleotides long. Its product is annotated as pentatricopeptide repeat-containing protein At1g11900. The record is from RefSeq and is a predicted model, not a curated record. The coding region runs from base 125 to 1192 and encodes 355 amino acids. Gene Ontology annotation, molecular function: protein binding. NCBI's taxonomy places the organism in Eukaryota, Viridiplantae, Streptophyta, Magnoliopsida, Brassicales, Brassicaceae. The transcript is spliced from 3 exons.